GAGAGAGAGAGAGAGAGAGAGAGAGAGAGAGAAAGAAAGGAGAAAGAAGGAAAGAGACGGCCGCGUGUGUGUUGCGGUUAAUAGUGAAUGCGCGAGUUUCGUCGGUAGUUAGACACAGUGAGAUAUGGAUGUCUAAAGUGGAUACCGAAUAAUCGAGGUUCGAAAGAGAGGGAGAAGCCGGGAGAACGCAGUCAAAUACACGGACGAUUCCAGCCGGCAUUUUGACGUUUGCUCCGCGUGUGUCUUCCCCCUUUCGCGUUCCUUCCUCGCGUGUGAUGAAUACUGUCGCAAGUGAGACGUGCACGCGACGCCAACAGACAGAGCGUCGAGCCGCACGAGUGACGCCGUAUUCGCAGUGAAUUUUUUUUCGCGCGUUCCACCGCGGCAACAGCAAUAACAACAACAACAAUAACAGCGGCGCGGCGGCACAGUUUUUCGGUCGUUGCACGAAAGGUACAGAGAGAUAGAGAGGGAGAGAAGGAGGGAGAGGAAAAUAUAUAAAUCCUCUCUCGACGCGUUGUGUACGCGCAUUUCGUGAAUACCGGAUCGGUUGUUAUCGGCGCGGAGAAUCACGCGGCUCCGUUCUGACGUUCUCGCGACGACCGUGUCUCGUCGGGUCUCGUUGAUCGCUAGUGUCUCUCGCGCCUACGGAAAAGAGGAGGAGGCAGUGAAGGAGGAGGGGGGAGAGAUCUGCCUCUUCCCCGAUGAUACGCACGUGCGCUCGCCGCUCUCCGCUACUACGUUUGCGUGCGUGCGUGCGUGCGUCCUAGGCACGUUGAAUAGUGAAUCGAGUUCGUAUUUUGCCGUGUUGCGGGCCGAGUGUACGGACGUACGAGUCGGCGCGCCGGUGCUCGUGUCGGUUAGCGUAUCGUUGAUCAGUUCGUUCGUCCGGUUCGGUCAGUUAAUUCGCUUGCUUUACGCGCGCUCGCCGCCGCCGCCGCCGCCGCUGCCGCCGCCGCCGCGUGUCGCCCCUCCCCGUGUGGUACCUGUAGGAGAAGGACGCCGAAGGAGCGCGAAGGGCCGCCGCGAAGGACUUCGCAGCCGCGCGUAGCCAUGGAUACGCUCCUGCCGAGCGGCAAUAUAUUUCGAGAGCUGCAGGACAUACACGACACCGGAUACUUCUCAGCCCAGCCAUCGCUCGAGGAUCAUUGGCAACAGACAUGCUACGAGAUGGAGAGGUACCUGAAGGACGAGCCGAAGCUACAAUCGUACAAAAAACUCCCUACAGAACUGGACACAGCGCCCUGGAACCUCUUCAGGGCACCAUCGAUCUCGUGGACGACGUCCACUGGAACGAGUGCACAAUUCGACGCCCCAAUCAAAAUGGAGGUGACGACGUCAGACGAAAGGGAUCCCCUCUGUCUGGACGACAUCAAAUUCAGUCCUGGCGAUCAUAAUGACAAUGGCCGUGAUAGGGAUCUUCUUGAUCGUCACCUCGACUCCUUAUCGAUGUCCUCAACGAGUUCGGCGUGUUCAGCAUUGUCCUGGGACAGUUCACCCUCCCUUUCUUGCACAGCACUCAUUCUUAAAAAAGAACCAAGCGAGGAUCUUGAAGAGGAUGAGGAGCAUGAGGAGAUCGAGGAGGAGGAGGAUAGCGGGUGCGAAAGCGAAGGUCAAAUCCUGACGCCACCGUCGAGUCCCGGGUCGGGUCAAGGUCAUUCCAACUCCAGUCACUCGUCGAGUGGGAGUUCGAUGCUCGACGUGCACAAUCUCAACCUUCAUGGCACAGGCGGAAGGAGUGCUAUCGUCAGGGUUACCACCGGGAACGCGCAAGGUGUCGCAAGACUGAUCUCCGUCACGGCGAACGGCUUUCCUGCGGUAGCCGGCACGCAACACGCGCACGCGGGUGCGACCGCGGCCACGACCACCGUGGCCAACAGGCAUCACGCGAGGAGCAACGAGCACAGUCCGCCUGACACGAAACGCAGGAUACACAAAUGCCAAUUCCCCGGAUGCAAGAAGGUGUAUACCAAGAGCUCGCAUCUCAAGGCCCAUCAAAGGACGCACACGGGGGAGAAGCCGUACAAGUGCAGUUGGGAGGGCUGCGAAUGGCGAUUCGCGCGUUCGGACGAAUUGACGCGUCAUUACCGCAAGCACACCGGCGCGAAGCCGUUCAAGUGCCGGCAUUGCGACCGAUGCUUCUCCCGCAGCGACCAUCUAGCUCUCCACAUGAAGAGACAUGUGUAAUCAAUCGUCUCCGCGAACGAUCCCGGCCGCGCGUCACGCUCCGCGGUCGAGACCGUCGGGACCUCUUCCUCGUAAAGAUCGCGAAGAUCCUCGACGUCCGCGCGACGGAUUUACACGAUCUAGAAUUAUCCGGGGUCAUUCUAGUAGCAUGCUGCAAAUGGAAGGCGAUCGAUCACCGAACGCUUAAACUUGAUGAACAAACAUCAGAGAUCUACGAAAGUAGCUGUGGUGGUAUUAGGUGUUCGAGAUUCGUCAGACUCCGUCAUUGACAAAAACUCAUUUUCGAAGGUCACUUGUUCGAAAGAUCGACGAUCAGCGAGAUGUCAUUUGGAGACAAUCGAAGAUCGAGUUCGUGUCUGAAACGAUCCACGAAGGCGAUUCGGAGGAAAGCUUGACGAGCAAUCAGAUGACGUGCUAUAGCACUUCAUCAAUGUCCAAAGAGUCACGUGUGCAACGUAAAUUUUCAUCGACAUGCAUUUCGUCGAAGUGCACUGACAUAUAAGAUCAGGGGGGGAAAAAAGUAAGUGAUCAACGACACUUGUCUGUAAGAGCCAAAAGGAUCGCACGAAACAAAUCUUCGAUCCCGCAAACUCGCGCGAAUUUGAGGAAACGAAAACAUCGAUGGUCAGCAAUGAUCCGGAAAAGAGACAGAAACCGAUGUAAUACAGGGAGGGACCUCCAGAGAAGUUGUCGAACAAAAAGUCGCCUGGGAAGUCUUGCACGAGAAACGUCAAUCACUGCCAAUUCGUUACAUUCUAAGAUCACCGUCGAAGAUUUUAAACUGCGACUUUAGCAACCGGAGGUCUUCGAGACACGAGAAGCUGACUGAAGAAAGCCUAAAGUUUUCGCCGAUCCUCAGUGGCGAACAGCACGGACGGAUGCUCAUUUAUGAUAAAAAAAAGAAGAAAAUUGUAAUAUUAAAUAAAAAAUACGCUCCUAUUAUAUAUGUAUGUAGCACAGAACAAACCGUUUAUCUUUUUCAAAAUCGAUCGAGUCAACGGUCAUUGCAUUUACCGCGUCGAGAUGCGUCGAGUAUCGCGAGCACCGUCGCGCGUGCACUGAAAACUAGAAAAAAAAA
Molecule: messenger RNA, 3265 nt
Organism: Pogonomyrmex barbatus (red harvester ant)
Lineage: Eukaryota; Metazoa; Arthropoda; Insecta; Hymenoptera; Formicidae
Product: Krueppel-like factor 6
Biological process (GO): regulation of transcription by RNA polymerase II
Molecular function (GO): RNA polymerase II cis-regulatory region sequence-specific DNA binding; DNA-binding transcription factor activity, RNA polymerase II-specific
Source: RefSeq, a predicted model, not a curated record